Molecule: messenger RNA, 2189 nt
Organism: Naegleria gruberi
Lineage: Eukaryota; Heterolobosea; Eutetramitea; Acrasida; Naegleriidae
Exons: 1
Coding region: 1-2172 (723 amino acids)
Molecular function (GO): protein binding
Source: RefSeq, a predicted model, not a curated record
AUGAAAUUGUUGAGUGGGAUCCUAUCAAAAAAUAACUCUUCUCACAAUAGCAGAUCAAAUAAUACAUCGGUUACAGGUAGCCUUAACUCAAAUACACAAUCAAGCUCAUCGAGUGGAAGUAAUUAUAGUUGCAUUUCGGGAUCUAUUUCCUCCAAUACAUCAUCGAGUUGCAGUGUGCUCUCUUCAGUUGCCUCACUUUCAUCAUCAAGCAUUUCAAAGACUAGGAAGGAACAACAAUUAUCAUCAUCGGCUGAAUAUUGCAAUACGAGUAUUUUAAUCCAAUCACCUCCACUCUCUGCCAGAAAGACAAGCAAUAAGUCCCAACCACAAAGCAACAACAUUACAGCUACCACUCUUUCACCAACUCCUUCACAAUCUUGCUCUUUCAGCUCUCCUAAAAAACAAUCCAACAAUUCUAGCAACAAGGAACCAAAGGAUAAUCAUCCACCUACUGUGAACCAAUCAACCUCCAUAAAUACGCCAGAGAGAAGUGACCCUCAUCACCAACGUCAAGCAAGUGAGGAUUUUCUGAAUAGUCUUUCGUUUGCCCUACCUCAAAUAGAAUACGAAGAAGUCAUGAAACAAGUUCAACAAAGGACAGUCAUGAUGUCAAACCAAAAUGAUAACAUUACUGCAGAGAAUAUAGAUGUAAUGUCAUCGGAUGGUUACGACUUUGAAUAUUAUAAUAAGGAAGAAGAAGAGAAGAAAUUGAAAAAGAAACAAUUGGCUGCCUCAUCUUCAAAAAAGAAAGCCGAAUCUAAACCACAACCAUCAAGCACACCAUCAACUCCUGCAUCAAACUCAUUCAAAUCACCAAUUAAGAGUUCAACUCAACCAACAAUUUCUCAGACUCCAACAAAGUCAAGUUCUUCUUCUGUAAAAUCGAAACCAAUUACACCUGCUGUAAAUCAAUCAACAGAGGCUCUUACAACUCUUUCUACGAGUAAGAGUAGACUUUCCCUUAAACCAUCCACCAUCAGAAACAAGAUUAAACAGAAAGAUUCCCCAAAACAGCAAAAAACCAGCCAAAGUAAAUCUAAACCAAUCAUUUCUGAACCCCCAAAAGUGAAUCCCAAUAGGAAAGAAAGGAAAAACUCUGAGAAGAGUACAACUUCCUCAAAAAGUGGAAAUAGUUCAAUUGUAAAUAAUGCACCAAAAGUAAAGGAUGAAGAUGUCAUUGCUGUAAUUGUGGAUGAUGAUGACGAGGAUAUGAAUGAUUUGGAGCAUGAUUUGAGCAGUGCUCAUGAACUCCAUUCAACUGAAAUGGUGGAUGAAGAUGAAGAGGAAGAUGAUGUAGACGAAGAGUCUUGCAAUACCAUGACCUCUCCUCGUACUCCUUGCUCUAAGAAGAGGAAGGCAUUUGAAGAAUUUGAAGAUUCCCUAGCCUCUUCAAAAAAGAAGAAGGAAGACUCAAUCAUCUUGGAUAGUGUCAUUAAAAAAGUAAUGGAUAUUUCAAUACCAGAUACACCAGCAAUGGAAGAAGACAGUCCAUCAUGUGAUAGCUCACUUUCCAUUUCUCCUUCACUAUCUUAUAAUUCUCAGUCAACUUGUGGAGAGCACUCAGAGUAUUGCAUUUCUCCACUUGACUCAAUAGCAUUUGAUGCCAAAUUGUACAGCUCUCAAUCCAAUGUAGAUAUCAAAGAAGUCAAUCAAAAAAUAACCACUUUAACAAAAGUCAUUGAGCAAAGAAAUGCACAAAUUUUACAACGAGAUGAAUAUAUUGCCAAUCUCUCCAAGGAGAAUAAGGAAAUGAAAAAGUUCAAAUCAAUGAUUCAUAAACUAGAUGAUGUUGGAUUUGUGUUCUACAUGAAGGCAUCUGAAUUGGUUUGUGAGGGAUUGAUGGCACGAGAUCUCGACACAAAGGAAUCACAAGAAAUUAUUCAUGAUUCUCUCCAAAAGGGAAUAAGGUACAUGAGAGCCUCGGCCGAAUUUGGAAAUGUCGAUGCCAUGUUCGAAUAUGCAGAACUAAUUCUAAGAUAUUCAAAAUCAAAGAAACAUGAAGCAAAAGAAUUCUUGCAAAAAGCAAGUGAAAAAGGACACAAGAAAGCAGGAGUGUUUUUGAAGAGUUUGGAAAUGAAAGAAGAAACCCAAAGAUAUGAAAAAAGUGUUGAACAUGAUCAUUUGCUUCUCUAUGGGCAAGAAACAACAAAAACCAAGUCAAAGAGAAAAUAAAACUGACUGUUCGAAAU